Megalops cyprinoides (Indo-Pacific tarpon) is the source of this 2660-nucleotide messenger RNA. RefSeq names its product WD repeat-containing protein 5. The record is from RefSeq and is a predicted model, not a curated record. The coding region runs from base 207 to 1211 and encodes 334 amino acids. Gene Ontology annotation, cellular component: Set1C/COMPASS complex. The transcript is spliced from 14 exons. Lineage: Eukaryota; Metazoa; Chordata; Actinopteri; Elopiformes; Megalopidae. Gene Ontology annotation, molecular function: histone binding.
UGAGCCCCACAGCCGAGAAGUACCCUUUCAUAGCUAGCCUGAUACAAAAAAGAAGCUUUAUAUUUAAUUUAUUAUCCCGUUAGCAGAAUUCAAUCCACCGAUUAGCUCGGUGCCGGUGGGGAAACGAAGCACGUCAUCUCACUGACCGAUACACCUCAGGCAGUGGCAGCCCUAGUCCUGCGAUCUGAUUCAACGACUGCGUAACCAUGGCAACAGAGGAGAAGAAACCAGAAACAGAGGCAGCCAAAACCCAGUCUGCCUCAUCCACAUCUGCCAGCCAGACCAAGUCGGCGCCAGUGAAGCCCAACUACACGCUGAAAUUCACGCUAGCCGGCCACACGAAAGCGGUGUCCUCCGUCAAGUUCAGCCCGAGCGGGGAGUGGCUGGCCAGCUCGUCUGCUGACAAACUUAUCAAAAUAUGGGGAGCUUAUGAUGGCAAGUUUGAGAAAACAGUAUCUGGACACAAGCUGGGCAUCUCUGAUGUUGCGUGGUCCUCCGACUCAAACCUCCUGGUUUCUGCGUCAGACGACAAGACGCUGAAGAUCUGGGAUGUCAGCUCGGGAAAGUGUCUGAAGACGUUAAAGGGCCACAGCAACUACGUCUUCUGCUGUAAUUUCAACCCCCAGUCCAAUCUCAUCGUGUCUGGAUCGUUUGACGAGAGUGUACGGAUAUGGGAUGUGAAGACAGGGAAGUGCCUGAAGACCCUGCCAGCCCACUCCGAUCCCGUCUCAGCGGUCCAUUUCAACAGAGACGGCUCUCUGAUCGUGUCCAGCAGCUACGACGGGCUCUGCCGAAUCUGGGACACUGCGUCAGGACAGUGUCUGAAAACACUCAUCGACGACGACAACCCGCCCGUGUCCUUCGUGAAGUUCUCGCCCAACGGGAAGUACAUCUUGGCCGCCACGCUGGACAACACCCUAAAGCUUUGGGACUACAGCAAAGGAAAGUGCUUGAAAACAUAUACCGGCCACAAAAACGAGAAGUACUGUGUAUUUGCAAAUUUCUCCGUCACUGGUGGAAAGUGGAUCGUCUCGGGUUCGGAGGACAACAUGGUGUACAUCUGGAACCUGCAGACCAAGGAGAUCGUACAGAAACUUCAGGGCCACACAGACGUGGUGAUCUCCACGGCCUGCCACCCCACAGAAAACAUCAUCGCCUCGGCGGCGUUGGAAAACGACAAAACCAUCAAACUGUGGAAGAGCGACUGCUAAGCCUGGAGGGGAUCUUGGGCUUUUUAUUUUAUUUUAUUUUCUACUUUUUACAUGUUUUUUUUUUUUUUUUUUUGAAAAAAGUGGACUUUCUGCCGGAAAGAUCACUCUCGAUCCACAACCUCCCCCCAUGUCCUCUCAUGUGGGGAAAGGGUCAGGCAAGUGGAGCACACGUCCAGAACACGGUCAUAACCCUCCCGCAAACCUCCCGAAACCGCAGCAACACCCCCACUCCUCUCAGUCACACGCGCCUGAGCUCUGGAGGCCUCUCACUCUCUCUGUCUCUCUCUUUCUCCAUCUCUCUUAAGGCCUUAUUUUAAACUGUGCGAAUUGGAUGUCUGGGUCUUGAUUCCUUGAAGGAACCCUAGUUGUGGAGAGUCUCUUGCAGGAAAUGGAUCUGCUUCAUCGGGCAGCUGCUUUAGCAGUGAGUAGAUUUAUCAAAUGCAGGGAAGCUGCAGUAUUCAGCCUGCUAGCUUCAGUCAUCGUAUUACAGAAAAUAAAACGGUGUUCUAGGUUUGUGUUAAUGUAGACAGCCCCAAGAACAAACACUAAGAUAUUAACCUCUGGAAACGUUGUAGUAAUUUAUGGUUUGAUGUGAAUAACCAGACUGACGAGUGAAAUUUCUCUCUCUGCUUGAGCAAAGACAAAAACCUGCCAUAGAGUAGAGGAGGAGCAGGACUGCCUCAGUGGAUAAUGUCUUGUGGGUUGGUGUGUGUCGCAGUUUUAAAGGGUGCUGAGGACUGUUCCCUGAGACAUUCUUCGCAGCUUUGCUAACAGUUAUCCUUUCACAUUUGCAGCUGUUUGGAGCUCGAAACGCAUUUCAGUAAGGGUUUUGAUUCAAAAGUCAAGUGUUUGAUAAUGAGUCUCGGGGAGGGGGUCGAGUUGGAUGUGCCAAUCAAAAGCCAAGUGAGCAGACUUGAAUGUCCAACCAGACACCUUCCCUGUUUUUUUUUUUUUUUUUUUUUUUUUUAUGUGGAGCCACUCCUGCUGCCUUUUAAGGCCAAAGUGAAGUCUGUGGCCUGGAGUGAGUCUUGUCAUGUUUGCCAGUCAGUGCAACCAGCCACAGGAAAACAGACCUACUUGUGGAAUGCAGUUUCUGUCCGGUAGCACUGCUGGUAGUACCAACACGAGUGGGUUGUACAUGAGCAUUACCCUGUCUGGCUGUGCACUGGAACUGUUUGUAUUAGGAAGACUCCACUCUUCAAGCCUGCCUCUGUGUUAUAUUGUGGAGAGUAGUUCAUCUCCGUGUCAAACACAGCUCUGAUCUACUGCUAAACCCAAGCUGGAGCUGGUCAGAGUCAAGUGAGGAAAACUAAUGUAGCUGUUAGUCGUUGAUGUGUUCAAAGAGUUGAGGUUAAUGUCCUUCUAUCAGUGGCUUGCCCUGUUCCCCGUCCUGUGGAAAAUUGUGUGUGUGUGUGUGUGUGUGUGUGUGUGUGUGUGUGUGUGUGUGUG